Molecule: messenger RNA, 3964 nt
Organism: Pistacia vera
Lineage: Eukaryota; Viridiplantae; Streptophyta; Magnoliopsida; Sapindales; Anacardiaceae
Product: putative receptor-like protein kinase At4g00960
Exons: 8
Coding region: 138-2459 (773 amino acids)
Biological process (GO): protein phosphorylation; carbohydrate metabolic process
Molecular function (GO): chitin binding; ATP binding; protein kinase activity
Source: RefSeq, a predicted model, not a curated record
AUAAAAAAUUUAACAAGUGGGCAUGUCUUGACAAGCAACAGAAGCCAAAUGACUUGAACCUGUCUCAUAAUAUUUUCUAAUUGUUUAAUGCAUGGCUAAAAAAUCUAGUCCUAGGGAAGUAUCAAGCAGCUUUGUUUAUGGCGGCAACAAAAAGUAUGAUCAUCUUCCUCUUCUUUUUUAUUAUGACUUGCCGGUUGAAGUUUUCUAUUUCACAAAGUUGGAUCAAAGCUGGUAACUGGUAUGCUGGUAGUGAUUUUCCCAUAUCAGAAAUAAAUUCUGCCUUGUUUACUCACCUUAUAUGUGCUUUUGCCAAUGUAGACUCUUCCACCUACCAGCUCUCCAUCCCAUCUGCCAAUGAACAAUACUUCUCAAGCUUUAGUGGUACCAUCAGAGGCAAAAGUCCAUCAGUUACAACUCUUCUGUCAAUCUGGAAUGGACAGAAUGCAACAAGUCAAUCCAUAUUGGGCAAAAAAGUGAACUAUUCAGUUCUAUCUUCAAUGGUUAGUGAUCUUUCUCAUAGGAAGUCUUUUAUUGAAUCUUCCAUAAAAACCGCCAAGCGUUAUGGAUUUCAAGGGAUUGAUUUGUUCUGGCUGUGGCCCAACGGUACAGACUUGAAUAAUAUGGGAAGGCUUUUAGAUGAGUGGAGAGCUGCAAUUACUUCUGAUGCGAGAAACUCUAGUGAGCCAGAACUAAUACUGACAGCGGCUGUUCGGUACAUUCCAAAUCAUGAAACUGUGAGUUAUCCGAUUGAAUCGAUGAAAAGGAACUUGGACUGGGCACAUGUGGUUGCAUAUGACUAUUUUCUGCCGUCCAGGGAUAACGUUACGGGCACCCAUGCUGCUUUGUACAACCCUGCAAGUAAUAUUAGUACUGAUUUCGGUAUAAACAACUGGUUAAGCAGAGGAUUUCCAGCUAACAAACUGGUUCUGGGUGUGCCUUACCAUGGCUAUGCAUGGACACUAGCGAACCCAAAUGACAAAGCUAUCGGCGCACCUGCUUCAGGGCCUGCUAUCACCAUUGAUGGUUCCAUCGGGUACAAGUUAAUCAGGGCAUUCAUUCAGAAUUAUGGUUACGGAGCUGCUUCCGCAUACAAUGCUACCUAUGCAGUGAAUGUAUUCACCAUUGGAGCAACUUGGAUCAAUUUUGAUGGAGUUGAAACGAUUCGAGCAAAAAUUGCUUAUGCCAAGGAGAAGAAACUCCUUGGUUACAAUGCAUUUCAGCUGUCUAAUGAUGAUAAUUGGGCACUUUCUCUGGCAGCUUCUGCAGAAAAGGAGAAUCAGGAAAAUAGGAGGCGAUUACUGCUGACGAUUUUGCUUCCAAUUGCUUCAGUUUUUAUCCUAACAGCCUGCAUGAUUUGUUACUUUCAAAGAAAAGUAAUCAAGAUAAAAGGGUCGAUUUUUCGAAGCAGAAGAAGCAUAACUAUUCCCCAAAACCAUGAAAGCAAUGCUCCAAAUCUGCAAGUUUUCAGCUUUGCCAGCAUCAAAGACGCUACAAACAACUUUUCUAAUGCAAACAAGCUAGGUGAGGGUGGAUUUGGCCCUGUAUAUAAGGGUCAAUUACAUGGUAAUCAGGAAAUUGCAGUCAAGAGACUUGCGACAACAUCUACUCAAGGACUGGAGGAGUUUGAAAAUGAGGUUUCACUUACUGCAAGACUUCAGCAUGUGAAUCUACUUAGAGUUUUGGGAUAUUGCAUUGAAAGAGAAGAAAAAAUGCUGAUAUAUGAGUACAUGCCGAAUAAAAGCUUGGAUAAGUAUCUCUUUGACCCAAUAAGAGGAUAUGUGUUAGAUUGGCAAAAGCGUGUGAACAUUAUUGAAGGGGUUACUCAAGGACUGUUAUAUCUUCAAGAGUACUCGAAUUUCACUAUCAUUCAUCGAGAUGUGAAAUCGAGCAACAUUUUGUUAGACGCUGAAAUGAACCCGAAGAUAUCAGAUUUUGGAAUGGCUAGACUUUUCAACAAAGACGUGUGUGAAGCUAACACAGGCAAGAUUGUAGGAACAUAUGGCUAUAUUCCUCCUGAAUAUGCACGGAAAGGGAUCUACUCCAUGAAGUAUGAUGUUUAUAGUUUCGGAGUUCUACUUCUGCAAAUCAUAAGUGGCAAGAGGAAUACAUGCUACUACGGCGCAUACGAAAAUUUGAACCUUCUUGAAUAUGCAUAUGAACUUUGGAAAGGUGGCAUAGGCAUGGAGUUUAUUGAUCCAUCACUCGACGAUUCAUCUUCGUCGUGUAAAAUCAUGAGAUGUAUGCAAGUGGCACUAUUAUGUGUACAAGAAAAUCCAGUGGAGAGACCAUCCAUGUUGGAAGUUUUCUCGAUGCUCAAGACUGAAACAAUGGCUAUUCCUACUCCUAAAAAGCCUGCAUUUUCUGUAAACCGUGACGAAAAUAUCGGAAGUAGCUCAACAUCCAGGCAAGAAGUUUACUCUUUCAAUGAUUCACAACUUUCCGAGUUGGAACCCAGAUGAGAUUAUAGGGUUUCAUGAAUGAUAAUCAAGAGGGAUGUGUUUUGAGCCUCACUAUUUGACUCUUGACCGUAGUCGAAGUGUAAGUCAAGGUAUUAUAUAUUUAUACUACAAUACCUAGCAAAUAACUUGAAUGAUCCUCUGUCUAUCACACUAAUCCUCUGGAUCCCAGGGUCUAUUGAACACCCAAUAUUUUGUAGGAUUCGAACACAAGACCUCUGGAUAAUUCAUCCAGAUGGUUAAAGUCUUGUCGUCUGAUCACAAAGCUAAUGGUUUCCGCUACCAUAUCUUAUAUCUAAUUAAUUAAAUGACAUUUAUUAUUUAUUCAACAACCUUUGUACCAUACUCUUUCAAUGAAUUAAUACACAAUAAAUAAGCUCUUAAAUGAUAGUAAUAAAUAUGUUUUUAAGGACAUUUUAAUAUAAAUUAGAGUUUGCCCUUGGAAAUUCACUUGAUAAUAAUAAAGUAUAGGAGUAUGUAUAUGGUAAUGUUAAACUUUAAGAAAUUGUAAGGUUAAAUGUGAUAUUAAUUAAAAGUAUAAGGGCCUAUAAGUAUUCUUUUGUACUAUACCGAAAUAGUAUUUAGCAUAUGAGGGACUCUAUUGAUAUUAUCCAAACGGCGCCGUGUUUUAGCUCAUAAAUAUACAACACGCAUUUGAGGUGAACAAUCCAAAUUCCAAAACUCCUUUACUCUUCUCAGUCUCUCUUUUACUUCUCACUCUCUUUACUCUCCACCGCUUUCGGCGGCAUCUAGACGGAAUUUUCGCCUGAAUCUUGGUCGGACUCUUGGCGGCUUUGUUCUGCUGAGUUGGCGGAACUCUCACUCAGUUCUCGGGAGUGCUCAAAUUGGCGGCAUUUUUUCGACGCGGUGGAUUUUCUAAUUGGUCGUGUUCUAGUCGUUGAUCUUGGCCUACGUUGAGUCUCAGUUUCCGGAAUCUUCACACUGACGAGAUGAGUUCUAAAAGAAACGGUGAAAUACCUGUUGCGGCUGGUGCUAAUUGCAACCCAUCCUUUAAGGGAAAAAAUGUUAUUGAAGCCUAUGAUAUCAGCGGGGAUCCAGCCCAAGAUGAUGAUGAUGACAUUGAGGUAAUGCGAAGGAGGUUUAUGCAAGGAAGUCCAGCAAAACCCUGGGCUACCCAAGAUUCUAGUACAAAGGGAUGGGGACGUCCAGAUAUGGUUCAAAAAUCAGGCAUGCGCAACAAUGGGGGCUCUGGAAGGAAUCCUGGGAAAACCUGGGCACAAACUGCUGACUCUAGGACACAACCCAGUUGAGGUAAUGCGAAGGCCACGGCUAACCAACAGGAUGCCUGAGAAAAAUUAUAUGGCCCCACAACCUGUGACUGGUUCUACUCCGUCAAGAGGUUUUGAAGAUGGCCAAAAAGACAAAAGUGUCUCUGAAGCCUACGAGGAUGAUGCUGAUGAAAAUUAUGAUGAUGACAUUGAUGACAAAUCCGAUGCUGUAGAUAUUUCAGAUGAUGAACUUUUAGCGAUGACUUGAUUCAGAUACCA